Fundulus heteroclitus (mummichog) is the source of this 2459-nucleotide messenger RNA. Its product is annotated as zinc finger protein 502. Gene Ontology annotation, biological process: regulation of transcription by RNA polymerase II. Gene Ontology annotation, molecular function: DNA-binding transcription factor activity; RNA polymerase II cis-regulatory region sequence-specific DNA binding. The coding region runs from base 55 to 2295 and encodes 746 amino acids. NCBI's taxonomy places the organism in Eukaryota, Metazoa, Chordata, Actinopteri, Cyprinodontiformes, Fundulidae. The transcript is spliced from 7 exons. The record is from RefSeq and is a predicted model, not a curated record.
GGGAACAAUCCAGCAUGUUUUUACUGCAGCAGCGGCGGUUCCGAUCCGCUGAACAUGUCCAAAAGCGGCAUCCUGAGAGGAAUCAUCACCGAGAAGCUGAGCACAGCCGCCCGGGAGAUCUUAGCGGUGGUGGAGAGGACCGUAGCCGACUACGAGGAGGAGGCUUCGGGCUUCAGGCGGGAGAUCGAGCGGCAGAGGAGGCAGCUGGAGCUCCUGCAGCCUCGGGUCAAGCUGCCCAGAACAGAACUAGAGCUGCUCCCAGAUCUGCAGAGCCACGAGGAGGUGGUGGUUGGUGAGGAGCAAGAGGAGCAGCAGCUCACACAGAGCACAGGUGUGGAGGCAGCUGAGAGUCACAGUCCACCUGGGAAACACUCUGAGGAAGAGGAGGAGGAUUAUGUUGAGGGGGAAGACGAGAUUGAGGAAGAUGGUGGUGGUGAUGAUGAGGUGGAACAAGAGGAUGAUCAUUAUGAUGAAGAUGAACAGGAGGAUGAAGAAUCAGUAAUAAAAAACAAGAUGAUCAAGGAAGACCUGAAGGACCCAGAUUUUGAAAUACCACCAAGGUCAGUUCAGUCUGGAAGUAAAAGGCGCAGCUUAACUCCAAAAAUUAACACAAACGAGCCCCUAAAUCUCAGGAUCCGGAUACUGGAGGACUCUGAGACCACCGUGCUCUCAAAUACUGUGUUUCAGAAGAGUCCGAUCUGGGACCUGGGGUGUCCUCAUGGUCUAGAGGAAGCGGCCUUCCUGGACCUGCUAAGGUCCACCUUCCCUCAGCUGGCUGCUGGGGAACCUUUUGAUACCUUCAUCACAGAUAAGAGCAGGAAGCUGCAGCCUCUGAAUGUGAAAGCUCUGACUCCAGAGGAGAUCUACACUGCUAUCAAAUCCAUUGGAAACUCUGCUCUGUACAUCCGCCCCAAGAAACGAGAAAUAAAGACCCAGGAAAAGGAAGAACAUAUGGUCACUGACUCUCCCGCUACUGACCCUGUGAUCAUGAACGAUGAAACCAGGCUCCACAUAAGCUUGGUUCAAAGUGGGCAAUGUUCUGGAAGAAGUGAUGUGUCCGUCGAGUCAAAAUCCCAACAGGACAACCUGAAAGAUGUGAAUGAAAAAGUCGAGAGCAGCACUGACUCCACCAGUACCAGACCCCAGACAUCAGAGGGAGACGAGGACCAGAACCCUGAUUCCAAACCGCAGACAUGCACGAGAACAGAAAAAGGCCAGGAUAAAAAGGGCAGGAGGAGAACUGGGGAGACUAAGAUGUCUUGUAAAGUGUGUGGAGUCUGGUACCGGAACUAUGGCAGCCUGAUGAACCACGCCUUGAGUCACAUAAACGACCUGCACAGUGUUUGUGGAGUUUGCGGGGAGAAGUUUGAGUCUGAGGAGGACUUAAAGGAACAUCUCAAAAGUCAUCAAAACAUUCACAACUGUUCACAUUGUGGGAAGUCUUUUGCCUCCAUCAUCAGGUUCAACAGUCACGUUGCUAAGCACACAGGAGAGGGUCUGUUUGAAUGUGACAUCUGCAAUAAAACCUUCUCAAACAAAAGUGCCUUGAACUAUCACCGUUGGGUUCACGUGGAGAAUAAACCACACAAGUGUGAUAUUUGUCAGCAAACCUUUGGUCUGCAGUCACUUCUCCAAACUCACAAGAAGCAGCAUGUGAGAAAAGAUGUAUACAAAUGCAAAAUCUGCAACAAGUCUCUGACCACUCGCCGAGCUGUUACCCGACAUGCUUUUACCCACUCAGAGGAACGUCGCUAUGGCUGUGAAACAUGCGGGAAACGCUUUAAAUCGGAUUUUGGACUGAAAUCGCACAAGAAGACUCACACGGUGAGAGAGCGGCCGUUCCUCUGCCACAUCUGCUGCAAAACGUUUCCCUCUAAAACAGCUCUGAUGAACCACAUAAAAGUUCACAGCAGUGAGAAGCCGUAUGUUUGUACCGUUUGCGGCAAAAACUUUAAGUACCACACAAGCCUAUCCAUACACAUGAGGGUGCACACAGGGGAAACUCCCUUUGAAUGCUGCGAGUGUGGACGCCGUUUCAAACACAAGAGUCACCUUAAACAGCACAUGAAGACUCAUUCUGGCAUCAAAGACUUUAUAUGUGGCAUUUGUGGGAAAGGAUGUGGUAAACUGGAACAUCUAAAAAUUCACAUGAGAACCCACACUGGAGAGAGACCCUACCAGUGCUCACUCUGUGAUAAAGCCUUCACCCAGAGCCACUGCCUGAAAACACACAUGAAGACUCACCAGGACCAAAAAAUCGCGUCCCUCACUCCGUCAGAGCCUGGAAUGAUUUGAUCAAUCUGAAAACAAAGGACUUCACUAAUUUGGCAGGAUAAGUGGCGCACAAAAUCUCAGCAACCGUUAGCAGCAACUUAUUCUUCUGUAAUGCAUACAACCUCACUUUGAUCCAUUUUAAAUUAAUCAGAUACAUUAGCACAAACCAACACACCAGAGAGCCA